AGGGUGCUGUCCUGUGGGAUGGAUGACGCCCAAGAGCAGGACCAGUACGAGGAGCGCCUGAAAGAAGUUUUUAACAGUUUCGACACCAGCGGCUGCGGCUCUCUGUGCCCAGAGGAACUCUCCGACCUCUGCCAGUCGCUGCACCUGGACGAUGCCACACCAGCCCUCCUCCAUACGCUGCUGCAAAACCAGGACCGCCUCACUGCCAGGGUUGACUUUGACCAAUUCAAGAAUGCACUGAUUCUGGUUUUGUCAUCAACCAUCGAGCCACCUCAAGCAGAACAGGAAACCUUGCAAAAACCAGAGUCUCCAGAGAUCCAACCAAAGUUUGUGAAGGGCAGUAAACGUUACGGCCGCCGCUCCACGCCGGAGUUAAUAGAGCCCAUUUCAGACUUUAACGAAGUCACCAAUGCAAACCCAGCAGAGGGAGAGGAUCUGGAGGACAACUAUGACUCAGCUGUUCCCAGGAAGCGUGAGCGCUGGAAUGCUCAUGAAACAAGCAUGGAGGAGUACGAGGCAGAAGGCCAGAUGCACCUCUGGAACCCCGAUGAGCCGAGCACACCUCGGGGAUCCAUCGUUCCUCUGUCGGCCCGUUUGGAGGAGAGGCUGCGCGAAGCCUGUGAGGAGCUGGCCAUAUCAUGGGACAGAUGUGCCAGUCACGCUGAACUACUCGCUCUCUGUGAACAUCUGGGCCUGGAGAUAAAUGGGGAUGUGCUCCUGAGUUUAACUGGCGAUGGAGUGAUGAACGUUCAGGACUUCGUAUCCAGGGUUGUCAACCACAACAAACCCCCCACACCAUCUGCCUCCACACCCUACAGACAGCUUAAACGACUUCACUCCACUCAGCCCUUUGACGAGGGAGGCCGUAGGAUUGCCACCCCCUCUGCUCUGACCAGCACCAUCGGCAUGCGUCUCUUCUCCACCCUCGAUGAUGGCACCGGUUUCACUCCAGUUGAAUAUAUCCUGGAUGCCUGGAUGGAAGAAGGCAUUGAAAACAGCACUGAGAUCCUGCAGGCUUUGAAUUUCGACCUGGAUGGCAAAGUGAGUCUCAGUGAUCUCACCAUGGCACUUGAAAAUGAGCUGCUUGUUACUAAGAAUGGGAUUUACCAAGCAGCACUGGCGAGCUUCAAAGCUGAGAUCAGGCAUCUAAUGGAGUGUGUCGACAGGGAACUCAGGGAGAAGGAGAAAGUCCAGUCUGACCUGGAAAAAGCAGAGAAGUCGAAAACUCAGCUCGCCACUGAGGUGGACGAACAUCACUCUGCGAUUGAGCAGAUGAAUAACCUCAAGCUCAGGAAGCUCGAGCAGGACCACAAAGAGAAGCUAGCAGCGGUACGAUCAGAGCUGAUGAAGGAGAUGGAUCAGAUCCAGCAGCAGGCGGGCCUGCAGCGGGAGGAACUGGAGGCAGAGAUCGAGAAGAUCAGGGAGGAUGAAUCUUUUCUCAGAGACCACCUCUCCAUUUCUGUGAAGGAAAAUAGACGUCUUGAAAUGGAGCUGCUGGACAACACAGAAAAACUAGUGGACGCACAAAGCCAAAUUACAAAGCUCCAGACAAGUUUGGACAACGUAAUGAAAGAAAAGUUUGGCGACUUGGACCCCGGUAGCGCAGACUUCUUCCUCCAAGAGGAACGGAUUAAACAGCUGCGGAGUGGCUAUGAAGCUCAGUGCAGGGAGCUGCAGGAUCGUAUUGAUGAGCUGCAGUCAGAGUUGCGGGAGUUCCACAGUCUUGGUCGAGUUCAUCAGCCCUGCCACAAACCUCUCUCUGAAGAGCUGGAGAGCAAAAGCCCUGGCAUGGAGUCUGAUCCAGGCAUCGGUUCAGAGGAGGUUCAGCCAUUCAGCAUGAGUCUGGAGGCAGAGAUGAUGCUGGAGCAGCUGAAGGAGCAGCACCUUCAGGAAAUGGAGGAUUUGCGAAACCAACUGGAAAGCAAGAUGAAUGAAUUUGAUAAGAUGGUAGAAAAGCAGAGGUCCACCCAUGAGGACCAGAAGACGGCCUUAGCUCUCCAGUACCAGCGGGAGGUCCAGGCUCUGAGGGAGGAGAUGGCCAGCGUUCAGAGUCAGGCACAGCAGCUCCAGAGCCAGCUAGAUCAGGCGGAGCUGGAGCGGACCUGUCUGGAGGAGAAGCAGGCGGAGGAGAGGGAAGAGCUUGAAAACCUGCAAGAGGAGGAAGUGGGAAGCCUCAGACAGCAGCUGCUCGAGACCCACACUCACACCGCAGACCUGGAAGAGCAGCUGAAGACCCUCAAAGCCCAGCAGGCUGAGACAGAGGGAAAACUUCACACUGAGAUGGAGGAACUGAAAAAACAACAUGCCGCUGACAUUAAGAAGCUCGAGGAGGAACAUGUGGAACUUUAUGAAGCCAAACUGGAAGAGGAGAGAAACAAACUUCAGGAAGAAAAGGCUGAGUUGGAGCAGAAGUUGUUAGAUGAUUAUGAAAGGGAGAAGGAACAGUUGCAACAAAGCCAUGAGGCUGAACUGAAGGCCAAACUAGAGGAGGCUAAGCUGAGGUUUGAGGAGGAGCGGGAUGAGAUGGUGCAGAGACUUACAGAGCAGUGGCAGAAGGAGAGGGCUCAGCUGGAUGAGCAGAACAAUGAGUCUCUGCAGGUGCUGCUGGAGGAAGAGAUGCUGAAGCUUGUCAAGGAACAAGAAGAGAAGGAGAGCAAGUUCAGAGAGCAGUGGGAGGCUGAACGAGCUCAGCUUCAGGAGCGUCACGAGGACAGUCUACUCGAAAGAAUACUUCAAGAAAGGCUGCAGUUGCAAGAGCAGUUUGAGCAGAGGGAGAAGAAGCUAAAGGAGGACUGGGAGAGGGAGAGGCUGCAGCUGGAGGAGGACUAUGAGGGGAUGCUCCAGGAUAGGUUGAAUGAGGAGAAGGAGAAGCUCGAGACUGAGAAAGAGGAGGUGGAGAAGAGACUAGACAGUUUAAUGGCGGAGGAGAGGGCUCGUCUAGAGGAGAGCCAACGAGAGGCCGUGAAGGAGCUGACCGCUAAGCACACAGAGGAGAGGGACACACUCAGCAGCAUGUUGGACAAACUACGAGAUGACUUCGCUCAGGAGAGGAGGGAAAUCGAGAGCAGCUUCACCCAAAGAAUCAGAGACGUGGAAGAGCGUUUCUCAGGUGAUCAAGAAUCUGUUGCAGAGCGUUUUCAAGCUGACGUUUUGAAACUCGAACAGCACUACCAAAGCGAGCUGAAGGCGCUUUCUGAGAGCCACGUCGAACAGAAGCUCCACUGGGAGGCGCAGAUACAGAAGGCUCUUGAGAAUGCCGAGGAACAGCGAAGAAUGAUGGAGGAGGCUAUGGAGCAGGAGAGAGAGAGACUGAAUCAAGAGUGGACAAGAGAGCGGCGUGAACUCGAAAGAAUUCACAAGGAAGAGCUUGAAGAACUGAUGAUGAAGAACAGGCAGCUGCAGAGUGAACUGGAUGACUUCAUUGGUAUGUCCCAGACAAAAGAGAUAGAGCUCAGCAGGCAGCUGAAUGACCUCCACAACCGUCUUCAGGAAAGUCUGGAAACCAAAGACGAGCUUCUCGCUCAGUCCGAGAGAAAAGCGCUUGAGACUGAGCUCCUGUUAAAUCAAACCGUGGAAGAUUUCAAACAGGAGAGGGAAGAACAUCUGAGUAGCCAGGCAGAGCUGGAGGCGAAAUACAACGAGAUGCUGGUGAUUUCUGAGAGGCAGAUCACAGAGAGGAUUGAACUGUUGACAGAGCGAGAUGAUUUAAAGAUGAAGAUUGAGGAGCUGGAGAUGCUGCUUAAUCAGGCGGCCGUGGACUUUGAACUUGAGAGGAGGGAGCUACAGGAGCAUGUGUCUAUGCUCGAGGAGAAGUUUAAAGAUAAUCUUGAGAAUGACAGAGAAGAGCUUGUAGCAGAGAGAGACCAGCUUAUAAGAAGAACUGAAGAGCUAGAGAAGGAACUCAGUCAGGUUUUGGCCUCUAUAGAAAAGGAUGAGAAAAAAGAAACGGAGGAAUCAAAUGACACAUUUACAGAAGAACUGCAGAACACCAGAGAAUGUAUUUCAGUAUCCGAUGAAGAGCAGGAAACAUGUCUGGCACCUGAAAUCCGAGUCAAUGAUGUUGUUAUUCUUACCAAUUCCUCUAAUCAGGAACCAGUGUGUUUGUCACCGUUUGUGGUUGAACAAGAUGCAGAGACGGAUACUCCUGACGCAGGGGACGGGGGCCCUGAAGAUAUCGUUAAUGUUGCUCGUGAAUACGAUAAAGAUGGCCCUGGUAGCAAUGCUGAUGAUGAAGGCGACAACAUGCCACAAACAGAGACAGAUGACACCGAGAACCAAGAACAAGACAAUCAAAUUAUCACUGAAAGUAAUAACACACUGCCUGAAAACGACAGUGGUGUUGGUGACGGAUGUGAGAAUCAAGUUGGUGCUGUUUCUGGUUGUCAGAUUGGAGAUUCAGGCCCAGAAGAAGCUGAAGAAGAUCCUCGCGUUGGCUGUUGUUCCACAGAAGUUGGACUUUGUCGUGAAGAAGACACAGAAUCAAAUCCAAGCAAUGUUGAAAACGAAAAAGAUUCGGUUCGCCCAGAGAUUCAGUGUGAGGCUCUCUCAUCGCUUGAGGUGUUUGAAGGUGCGGAUGCUGAUGAGGAUGCAACAGAUGGUGAGAAUAAAAUAGCUCUUGAAUCAUGUGAGGACGAGCAGAAACCUCAAGAUUUACCCGCUUUGGACUCUGGAAGUCCUUCCCAUGAAGAUGAGCCAUGUCAUGGGACUGUGGUCAGUCCAUCAGCGCUGGAGGAGACAGGUGACCCUGGUGAACGCUGUCUGGAGGAUGCUGAGGUUAAGUGUUUACCAAGUAACUCUCACCACCAUGAACAGGAAGCUGACUGUAAACAUUUAACCGCUAAAAUAGAGGAUGAGCACGCUGCCUGUGCACAUGAUCGCUCGGAGCAUGAAGAUGGUGAUUGUGAGGACCGGGGUUGCCCUCUCCUUAAACUGCAGGCUUCUUAUAACACUGCCACGGAGGAGAACAUCCUCCUACAUGAGAAGAUUUCUCUGCUUCAACAGAAGACAGAAAUACUCGAGAAUCUUCUGGCUCAUAACAGUGAAAAGAUUAAAACUGGGCACCAGGUUUUGGAGGAAAACUAUACCCUCAAGGUGAAAAUGAUACUGCUGAUGGAGCACGUCAAAGAGCUAGAGAUAAAGGCCUUAAAAAUGACAGAUCUUCAGAUUCGAUAUGAAGAUUGCAUGUGUGAAAAUGCCAAGCUGAAGGACCAGAACAGUGAGCUUGAAAAGAGGGUUUGGAGCCUUGAAAGCAGGAUGAAUAUUUUCCACGACUUCCAAGAUCAGCAGCUUUCACUGGUGGACGAGAUCAGCAGGAUGAGGGAAGAAAACGCCAAGCUGUCUGAGCUGUUCGGCGAACUGGAGAGGCAGGACGAGGUUCUUUCAGCCAUGCAUCCAGAGAGCCCCACAGAGGAGGAUUUGCUAGCUCUGACCAGUCAGCUGGAGGUUAAAGUUCAGGCCGUGUUCGACCUCGAGGACUGCUGUGAAGAGUUUGAGAAGCAGAACUCCAAACUUCGCAGAGCCGUCACAGAGCUCCAGGACAAGUCGCAGACAUUAAAUGAAACAACGCAGGCCCAUAGAUCUGAGGCCAGUCGUCUUGCUGAAGAAAACCUCGUCCUCAGGCAAAAGAUUGCUGUGUUGAAGGAAGAGGACUUGAAAGAGGCCCAGGAGGAGUUGACACAAACUUUGGAGCGCUUAAAAAAAGAGAAGAGCGCAUCUCAAAAGGCGGCAGAGAAUUUCCAGAAGCAGAUUUCAGAGCUGCAUUUGCAGAGCCAGCAGCUCGAGGAUGAGAAUGAGAUCCUGUCGGAGAAAAACAUCCAAAAUAUUGCCGAUAUGGAGAAUCUACGACAGCAGCUGGCAGAGCUGAUAAAGGAAAACGAGAGGAGGGAGGCGUUCCCCUCCGAAGAGAAAAACAAGCUGGCAGCUUGUGUGUCUGCUCUGGAGGCAGAGCUGACCAAAGCUCUGGAGGACACUGCACAGCUGGAGGAGAGGAAUAUCCAGCUGUCACAGCAGCUGUCUGGCCUCAGAGAGAAGGUGGUGAAGUUGGACUCCAUGGACAAUCAGCUCAGCCAUUUGUUAGAGGAGCGGAAGAGUGCGGAUAUGGAAACUCAGGGCCUCCGCAACCAGCUAACCAAAGCUCAAGAGAAGGUCAAGACAGUGGAUGAAACUCUUCAGGCUGUGAACCAUCAAAGUGCUCGUCUUAAGACAGAUGUUCGUGUUUUGCAGAAGGAGAGGGAUUCGCUUAAACAUGAAGUUGCAAUGCUACACAAACAGCUGCAGAAUGCCACUGAUAAAAACCAUGUUUUAGAGAUGGCCUUGCACUCGAGUGGCCUGCAGAAUCAGAGUAAAAAGCUGUACAGAGAUGAGAUGUCUCGGCUGAUGGAACAAGAGCAGCAGCAACUGAGGCAGGAGAACGAGAGGCUUCAGGCAGAAGUGUGCAGCAUGAAAGGAGACCUCAUGCAGUCCAGAGAAAAGGUCCGCCAGCUGGAUGCUACCGUCAUGUCCUUGAAGCAGCACAAACAGCAGAGUCAGUCCUCCCUGGUGAAGGCCUUGGAACAGGAGAACACCUCCCUGAAGCAGGAGCUCGAAGCACAAAAGGAAAUGACCAAGGACUGUGAAGCUGGACAAGGACACACAGAGCUGGAGAGUCUUCAGCAAGAAAAUGAGGCACUCAAGGCCCAAAUGGCUCGACUGUCUACACAGCUGCUAGAGACAUUUCAGGCUCAGCUGGUUGGUCUUCUGCCUCCGUCACCUCACAGGAUGCCCAGAGGACAGCAUCGAGGUGAAGAUCCGGACAACAUGCAGGAUGAAAGGGACAGGAAGAUGAAGAAUAUGGAGGAGCGUAUGAAGGAAAUUGAACUGUCGCUGCAUAACGUCAAGCUGCUGCUCAAAGAGAAGGUUUCUCAGCUGAAAGACCAGCUCCACAAAAAUGGCAAAGCAGAUGUGCUGAUCAAAGACCUGUAUGUGGAGAACACCCAUCUGCUGAAAGCUCUGGAGAUCACAGAGCAGCGGCAGAAAAUCGCAGAGAAGAAGAACUACCUGCUGGAAGAGAAGAUCUCCAGCCUUAACAAGAUAGUCCGAGAACUAAACCCAUCGCCCCUUCCCUCACUGCCUUACCACUAUAAAUGUUCAUAAUGCAUCACCUAAAAUACCUACAGGUGCUCAGGACUUUAACAGUUCUCCAAAGUCAACUAUGACCUGCACUGUUUUAUUAACUUCAAAGUCUUUUUCCUGUCUUUUUUUUUUUUUUUUUUAUUGAACCCUCCUGCAACAGAUCCAACCAAACGGAUGGAAAAAAAGUUUUUUGUGUCUUUUCAUGUCCAUUGACAGGUUUUAUACUGAUUUAGCCCAAUUUUCACUGUUAAAUAUACAGUAUUUGUUCAUUUUUUUCCUAAGCAAUAAUUAGCUUAAAUUGUGUUGAACUGAUGAAGAACCAAAUGUGAAGGUUUGACUGCAAAGAAAACAUGCUAUUUCAGUUAUUUAAUUUUUAAAAAACAUUUUUCAAAGCAGUAGCUUUUACUAGUAAAUGUGUAAAUAUUUUACCACGACACUAUACUUCUCCCUCAAGAGGAAAAACAAUACUGAAGUGCACUUUUUAUUUAAGUGUUCUUUUGUCUAUGUUGUCAAAGAGAUUAAUUGUGUUAAUCUGUCUGUCCUUUCUGUCUUUAGCCCUUAUGUAAAGAAGAAACAGGAACCUAUUUAUCAGAGGUAAAAUCAUGUCAACAGAAAAGUUAAAUAAUCCGGUGACCUUUUCAGGGUAUUUGCUUUCAUGUAACACUACCUGGAGUCACAUCCACUUUAAAGGUCUGCCAAGUGGCAAUACAUGCUAUUUAUAUGUGAGUAAAAUCCUAUGAUCUGCUGCCAUAUGUGAAGUGUCAAUAUGUAAAGCUGCAUUUGAAGACUGUGCCAUGUGUUUUUGAAUGUUUUUGAGUCAAAUGAAGGACCUUGUCUUUGCAACUGCUGCAGAAUAAGCACUAAACUCGA
This is a messenger RNA of Toxotes jaculatrix (banded archerfish), 7980 nucleotides long. It is a transcript of the gene nin, whose product is annotated as ninein (GSK3B interacting protein). Gene Ontology annotation, molecular function: calcium ion binding. Gene Ontology annotation, biological process: centrosome localization; centrosome-templated microtubule nucleation; microtubule anchoring at centrosome. The record is from RefSeq and is a predicted model, not a curated record. NCBI's taxonomy places the organism in Eukaryota, Metazoa, Chordata, Actinopteri, Toxotidae. Bases 19 to 7131 code for a protein of 2370 amino acids. The transcript is spliced from 28 exons. Gene Ontology annotation, cellular component: centrosome; pericentriolar material; mitotic spindle pole.